Mycosarcoma maydis (corn smut) is the source of this 279-nucleotide messenger RNA. RefSeq lists its product as uncharacterized. Bases 1 to 279 code for a protein of 92 amino acids. The record is from RefSeq and is a predicted model, not a curated record. The transcript has a single exon. Lineage: Eukaryota; Fungi; Basidiomycota; Ustilaginomycetes; Ustilaginales.
AUGGACCGCGGCGCCGAACCAGCAGCACCUUUGUUCCAAUGCUUUAAUGAUCUGCCUGCUGGAACACCGACAGAAAGCGCACGCGAUAUUCGCUUGUAUAAGUUGGGCAAUUCUGCGUCCUGGUCUGAUGCAGUCAAUGCCAGGCAGGUUUUAGCUCUAGGUGAGGGGCAAACUGCAAACGAGGAAGAAAAAGGGGCGUCUACUCAGGAUGCUGUCCCGUUUCGCGCUCAAUGGAACCAAAAAGAAUCGUCUCUCUGGACGCCUUGUGGCAAGAAGUAG